GUAGCAAUAAGGGGGCAUGGCAUUGGACCAUUACAUCAUGGGGUUAACGCAUGCCAAGUCGACAACCUUGUAGCCUCUUGCCUACCGUUAUAUAUAUAUGCGCACACAGCCUGCCCACUUCCAAUCGCAAAAUCCUCAACCAUUUCUCUUCUUUUUCCCUUCACAAUUAUUUUCUUUCUUCAUUGAAGAAACAAAACAGAGGAUAUUCCCUUAUCCCCACAAAAAGAAAAAAUGGAGAGAGAUAUGGAAAUGAAACAAUCAAAAUUCAAAAGAAUCUGUGUGUUUUGUGGGAGUAGCCCUGGUAAGAAGAACAGCUAUAGAGAAGCUGCUAUUGAUCUUGGCAGGGAAUUGGUUUCAAGGAAUAUUGAUCUGGUUUAUGGAGGGGGCAGUAUUGGAUUAAUGGGGCUGAUUUCUCAAGCAGUUUUUGAUGGUGGCCGCCAUGUAAUUGGAGUGAUUCCCAAGACACUCAUGCCUAAAGAGAUAACUGGUGAGACAGUUGGGGAAGUUAAGGCAGUUUCAGACAUGCACCAAAGGAAGGCAGAGAUGGCUAGACAAUCUGAUGCUUUCAUUGCCUUACCUGGUGGCUAUGGAACUCUUGAAGAACUUCUUGAAGUCAUAACCUGGGCUCAACUUGGAAUCCAUGAUAAACCAGUGGGAUUGUUGAAUGUAGAUGGAUAUUACAAUUCAUUGUUGUCUUUUAUUGACAAAGCGGUGGAAGAAGGUUUCAUUUCUCCAAAUGCACGCCAUAUCAUUCUAUCUGCUCCCACUGCUCAAGACUUGGUCAAAUACAUGGAGGAAUAUGAACCACAACAUGAAAGAGUGGCUCCAAAGCUAAAUUGGGAGAUUGAACAGUUAGGGUACCCUGCAAAAUAUGAGGUCUCUAGGUGAGAGAGAUUGUGGCACCAAUUGCAGGUUUCAAAGAACUAAUUUUUAGGAGAUCAACUUGUUCCUGAAAUGGGAAUCUUUUUUUUUUUUCUAUUUACUCAUGUUCUGAUAUAAAUUAUAUAUAUAUAUAUAUAUCCUCCCCCUAAAAGGAAAAAAAAAAAACAUUUAUGUCUUCAUUUGAAGUUGAAAUUUGAUUCUCUAAUGAUCAAACUUUGUGGUAAAGUUGCUGAUCAAAAGAAAAAGAAAUUUGUCCCAGUGGAGUUUUA
This is a messenger RNA of Gossypium raimondii (Peruvian cotton), 1151 nucleotides long. Its product is annotated as cytokinin riboside 5'-monophosphate phosphoribohydrolase LOG1. Gene Ontology annotation, molecular function: hydrolase activity, hydrolyzing N-glycosyl compounds. The record is from RefSeq and is a predicted model, not a curated record. Gene Ontology annotation, biological process: cytokinin biosynthetic process. Gene Ontology annotation, cellular component: nucleus; cytosol. The coding region runs from base 232 to 888 and encodes 218 amino acids. Lineage: Eukaryota; Viridiplantae; Streptophyta; Magnoliopsida; Malvales; Malvaceae. The transcript has 7 exons.